AUGAAGAAAAGAAUGAUGGACAUUUUAUCGUUCUUGUUCUGCUCACUUUUGUUUUGGAUCAACAUCGCAAGAGCGGAAAAUGUUUGUUCCAGACCUGAGCUCGGUGACUUGGUCCAGGUGAAGGAUUUGCAGCGGUACUUCAGUGCAGGGGUGGUGCUGGCGCUUUCCUGUGCCCCUGGACACACCCCCUACAAUGGCCCCCGCACCAUCGUCUGCACAAACACUGGGCAGUGGACAAAAACAAAGUUUACAUGCAAACCUGUGGAGUGCUCAUCCCCAGAUGCUCCUGUGAAUGGACAAAUGCACUAUGAAGAUUUACUAUACCAGAGUGUGGUCAACUUUACUUGUGAUGAUGGGUACAUCUUGACAGGAGCCAGCAGUGCUUCAUGCCUUAUUGACGGUAGCUGGAGUGUACAAGAGCCACAAUGCAAGCCUGUUUCCUGUGGUCCUGCUCCAAUCCCAGAGUUUGGCAUGAUCAUUUAUGAUAAGAUUAUUAGGGGCAAUAACAUUUAUUAUGGUACCUCUGGAACUUACAAGUGUCUAGCUCCAUUGGCACUAUUUGGUGAAGAGAGAGCUGAAUGUAGAGCCAAUGGGCAAUGGACUGAGACACCUCAAUGUCAAGAGGUCAGCUGCUCUCCACCUGAGAACAUAGAAAAUGGCGUCAUGUCGAUCCCCCAGAAGAGAGACUUCGAAUACACUGAAACUAUCAAAUAUGGCUGUAAUGGUGACUAUGUACUCCAUGGGCCACUACAGAUUGUUUGUGAGAAGACUGGACAGUGGUCGGAAAAGCCAUCAUGCAAAGCUCCGUGCAGCGUUGGUAUUCAGUUUGGAAGAAUCAUGUACAAAGGGAAAACACUUUGGAUGGAAGAUUUCAAACCCAACAUAGUGCUACACGGAGAAACUGUUUCUGUUUACUGCCUGGACAAAGACAGAAAUUGUGAAUAUGCAUUUCCAACCAAUUGUUUUGAUGGUUUACUGAGCGUUCCUGAAUGCUUUGAAGAGCCAAGUAGAUCACAGGUUUCCAGUUCAAAUCCAACUGAAAUGUCCCAGUGUUAA
This is a messenger RNA of Knipowitschia caucasica, 1056 nucleotides long. The record is from the annotation of a GenBank genome assembly. NCBI's taxonomy places the organism in Eukaryota, Metazoa, Chordata, Actinopteri, Gobiiformes, Gobiidae.